AUGAUGGCAGCUGUUUCUCACCCUCAUCCCCACCCUCAAGAUCCGAUCACUGAAACGGAGUGCAACUAUCACGUCAUCAACAAUCAUCUGGCGUGGAAUGAAUACAUCAAAAAAGCGGGCCGCUACAUCGAACUGAACGAAUUCAAGUCGACGCGAACACGUGGUGUAAAACAAUGGUCGGCUGAAGGAGCGACGGCUGCUGGUCCGAAAACGGCUCCGAUUCGAUUCACAAGAGCGAGCAGUGCAGCGGCAGCCAUGGCGCAGCGUGAGCCAGAAAAAGAGAUCAUGCGACAAGCAGUGGAAUUAGCCAAGGCCAAUGUACACGAUGCGAUGGACCUCAUCCGCGACAAGAUGAUCGACCGGAUCGAUCUCUCUUCUCUCUCACCGUUGCUCAUAGGUGAUGCCGUGAAUGAUUGGAUAGAGCAUCAGUUUCACGAACCAGCCAUGCGAAAUGUCUGA
Messenger RNA from Didymodactylos carnosus, 459 nucleotides. NCBI's taxonomy places the organism in Eukaryota, Metazoa, Rotifera, Eurotatoria, Philodinida, Philodinidae. The record is from the annotation of a GenBank genome assembly.